AAAUUCGAGUAAUUUAUUAGCAAGAUUUAACUAGUUUCCCCAAAUCAAAACGAUUGAUUUUGCUUUGAGAAGCUCUGAUAAAAUCCAUCAAUCGGGAUAUCAAAAAGUUUUGAACUGAAUCCAGGCUACAGUAAUAUUAGUCCAUACACGAAAAUGGCUGCCGCAAUCACAGUCUCAUCAUUCCGAUUCGCCGCCGUAAUCGCAUUCCUAUUUGUCGGCAUUUUAUUGGCGUCGACCGUCGGUGCGAAGCCCAAGUCGCCGUCUGCGUUCGUGAAGAAGACAAUCUCAUCUCAUUCCAUCGUUAUUUUCUCCAAAUCUUACUGCCCAUACUGUAGAAGGGCAAAAGGUGUCUUCAAAGAGCUGAAUCAAGUGCCAUAUGUUGUAGAACUCGACGAGAGAGAGGAUGGAGGGGAAAUUCAAGAUGCCCUGAGCAAGAUUGUUGGGAGGCGAACUGUACCGCAGGUUUUCAUAAACGGAAAGCAUCUUGGAGGUUCUGAUGAUACUGUGGAAGCAUACGAGAGUGGAGCACUGGCAAAACUUUUAGGUCUUGCUACUGAGGAGGAAGAAGAACUUUGAGCCAUUGAUCUUUUUUAACUAUAUUUGCAGUAAAACUUAUACAAAAACAUUGUUGUACCUUAUGCUUUCUUGAUUUAUUCUAAAUUAUAGCCCACCAUUUUCAUGAGACCUCUUGUCCUAA
Erythranthe guttata (spotted monkey flower) is the source of this 697-nucleotide messenger RNA. RefSeq names its product Glutaredoxin family protein. Lineage: Eukaryota; Viridiplantae; Streptophyta; Magnoliopsida; Lamiales; Phrymaceae. Gene Ontology annotation, cellular component: cytoplasm. Gene Ontology annotation, molecular function: glutathione disulfide oxidoreductase activity. Gene Ontology annotation, biological process: cellular response to oxidative stress. The record is from RefSeq and is a predicted model, not a curated record.